AUGAAGCAACUUACAAGCAUCGCCAUUACAGCGACCUUAGCAAUUUUCGCCGGCUGUUCCUCAGCAUCCCCAACGUCAUACUGCAACGGAAAACCCAACAAGAUCUGCUACACCUGGGCCGUACCAGCUUCAACAGCCUCGUCUAGCUCUGGUAUCUUGUUCAUCCGCAUCCAAGCCCCUGUAAAAUAUCAAUGGGUCGGCCUCGGUACAGGUGAUAAGAUGAGCGGCUCCACCAUGUUUGUCAUCUACCAAGACGGUACUGGUAACGUCACGUUGAGCACGAGGAUGGGCCAUGGCCACGAGAUGCCUGAGCACAGCCGCAUGCGCUCUGUGAGGCUCAUCGAGGGCAGUGGUGUCGUGAAUAAGACCAUGGUUGCUAAUAUACAUUGCGGCGAUCUCGGUAAUAUGCACUUCAAGGGGUCAAAUAACUGGAUCAGUGCUUGGAAGAUUGGAAGCUCUUUGCACAUGGUUGACAUUGAUGCUGAUAUCGAAGAACAUGACGGACAUAAUAGCUUCUCAGUUGAAUUCUCCGAGGCCGUUGUCAACUCCAACAGCAACCCUUUCAUUCACAUGACGACUUCUAUACCAAGUGGUGCAACGUCUGGUGGAGGAGGAGAAGGCACUACCAGCACUAUUCACGGCAUCAUAAUGUCGGUGGUCUUUCUAUUGGGUUACCCGCUGGGAUCACUGUUGAUGCCUAUAAUCGGAAAGUGGUUCAUCCAUGCUACCUGGCAGAUGAUCGUCUUCAUUGCCAUGUGGGCUGGGUUUGUUACCGGCAAGUUAACUGCUGACCGUACCGGUAAUUGGUUUAACGCUCCGCAUGUCAUUAUCGGCACAGUAGUUUGCACUUUGAUGUUUAUCCAGCCAAUCUUGGGUGGGCUACAUCACAGGAGCUUCGCCAAGCAUCAGCGCCGAACAGGCAUUAGCCAAGCUCACAUUUGGUACGGAAGAGUUCUCAUGAUCCUCGGAAUUGUCAACGGCGGGCUCGGUCUACAGCUUGCUGGUGCAUCCAAGAAGCUCAUUAUUGGCUAUGACAUGGUUGGUUCGGUAACAUCCUUGAUGUACACCGCUGGGGCUGUUCGCAAGAUGCUGAGAGGAGCGAAGAAGCAACAACAUGAGCCUUUGAAGUACAAUGGCUCUUAUAGUGCGGUUGCCUUGAUUUGA
Messenger RNA from Fusarium musae, 1164 nucleotides. RefSeq lists its product as uncharacterized. The transcript is spliced from 3 exons. NCBI's taxonomy places the organism in Eukaryota, Fungi, Ascomycota, Sordariomycetes, Hypocreales, Nectriaceae. The coding region runs from base 1 to 1164 and encodes 387 amino acids. The record is from RefSeq and is a predicted model, not a curated record.